Molecule: messenger RNA, 1248 nt
Organism: Fraxinus pennsylvanica
Lineage: Eukaryota; Viridiplantae; Streptophyta; Magnoliopsida; Lamiales; Oleaceae
Source: the annotation of a GenBank genome assembly
AUGGAGAAGGGGAAAAGACAGAAGCCUAUCAACCUAAUCGAACUUCUACAUAAAUCUAACAACUUCAAUGGGGUGAGAGAAUUUGACAAUAAUCGAGUUCCAAGUUUACAUUCUCAUGAGCCUCCAAACAGCUGGUCUCUACCUGUGGUGACUCUUACAUGCAUCGCAAUUGCACUUCCCAACAUUUCAAAUGACAAUGCUAAUCAGUUAGUGAGGUGUGUCGGAGAAGGCCUUGCAUUGUUAAAACGUAUAGAGAAAAGCCUGGAUAAAAAUGGGGCUUUAUCAAUCAUCAGAAAUGCAGCAGACGUUGUAUGGGUAGGAGUUGAUUUAUAUUGCAAGUGGCAAGAUAAGGAUCUCCGCAAAGCAAGUCUUCGAGGCAGAACCUCCAAGGAAACAUUAGAACUGCUUUCCAAUGAAGCUGAAAGGACUGUUAAGCAGUUCAUUGGAGAAGUAAACGAUUUCCUAAUGGAUAACCCUCUGAAUUGGCCAGUGAAGAUUAUAGCUGCUAACUCAAUGCUAGAAAUUCUUCAAAAGCAAGUUAAAAAUCGAGACUUAUUGGAUUCAAAGACUUGUGGACUGAGAGAAAGCUCACUACCUUUACAAGUUCGACAUCGCAAGUGGAAAAAAUUUCUUCAUGCUAAAAGACGACUAGUUCUGAAUUGCUACCUUGGAGUACAGAUUCUACUGGUUUGGGCAGGCAAACUUGUUCUUCUCAUUUCUGCCUCGUUCUUCCACCACAUCAAGAAGUUGAAGAUAUUUGUUAUUGGUGCUUCAAAUAAUGGAGGAUUGGAAUCUGGUGGUGAUGCACUGUUGGAUCUUACUCGUUAUGUUCUUCUACUUCAAGGAGAGCCUGGAAUUCCCAAAGAGACCCUCAAAAACAUCUGGAAUGAGGUGGACAAGAUGAUGGAGAAAGGAAAAAGACAGAAGCCCAUCAUCCUAAUCGAACUUCUACAUAAAUGUAACAACUUCAAUGGGGUGAGAGACUUCGACAAUAUUCGAGUUCCAAGUUUACAUUCUCAGGAGCCUCCUAAUAGCUGGUCUCUACCUGUGGUGACUCUUACAUGCAUCGCAAUUGCACUUCCCAACAUUUCAAAUGACAAUGGCAAUCAGCUAGUGACGUGUGUCAGAGAAGGCCUUUCCUUCUUAAAACUUAUGGAGAAAAGCCUGGACAAAAAUGGGGCUUUAGCAAUCAUCAGAAAUGCAGCAGAUGUUGUAUGGGUAGGAGUUAAUGUAUAUUGCAAGUGGUAA